Molecule: messenger RNA, 3273 nt
Organism: Cheilinus undulatus (humphead wrasse)
Lineage: Eukaryota; Metazoa; Chordata; Actinopteri; Labriformes; Labridae
Gene: ntm
Product: neurotrimin
Exons: 8
Coding region: 389-1459 (356 amino acids)
Cellular component (GO): neuron projection
Source: RefSeq, a predicted model, not a curated record
CACAUUUCUCCAGGUUCUGUUGGUCUAGGCUGCAGAUUCCCGGCUUGAACACUCAUCUGAGGGGGUUUCUAGCUUCUUGUUGGCGACUUUAAAUGUUGUUAAAGUUGUGGCAGCGGCAGAGACAGCAGCAGCCUCUCACAGGCGGGAUUGUUCUGCCCUUCUCCUCGCUCAAACAGUAAACAGUGGCGCUUUUACAGUGCAGGCAGGCAGACAGGGUCGAGUGUCUCCCCUCGCCUGCGCACUGCGCGGUUACCUGGAGAAGAAGAUUUGGAUUAAGACUAAUGAACUGGGGGGUAAAUAAUCUCCACGGGACGCUUCAGUGGACAUAACACGACUCAUUGAGCCGCUCUGGGAUUCUUUUCUACUCCUUUUUGUACGGCUGGAGACCAUGUCUGUCCGCGGAUACUUGGAGGCUGUUUUGAAAUGCUCAGUGUUUCUCUCUCUGAGGAUGUUGCUUCUUCUGCCUGCAGGGUUGCCCGUCCGCAGUCAGGGAGAUUCUCAGUCCGACAACAAAGUCAUGGACAACAUCACGGUGCGACAAGGAGAGACCGUCUUCCUCAGGUGUGCACAGGGAGACGUGGUCACGCACACAGCAUGGCUGAACCGGUCCAGUAUCCUGUACGCCGGAGAGGAUAAAUGGUCCGUGGAUCAGAGAGUGAGUCUGGUGACUCUGAAUCAGGACGAGUUCACCAUCAAAAUUGAAAAUGUGGACAUGACAGAUGAGGGCCAGUACGUGUGUGCAGUCCAGACGAGCAGUCGACCGAGAACCACCUCAGUGAACAUCCUCGUCCAAGUACCACCAAAAAUCAUCAACCUGUCGAGGGACAUCAUCGUAAACGAAGGCGCCAACGUGACGCUGAUGUGCCAGGCCAGCGGUAAACCAGAGCCGUCCAUCAGCUGGAGACUCAUCUCCUCCUCAGGAGACCUGGCCUCAGACGAUGAGUACCUGGAAAUCCCAUCUAUCAGCAGACAGAGAGCGGGGACGUACGAGUGCACGGCUGUCAACGAUAUCGACACAGACGUCCAGACCGUCGACAUCACCGUCAACUACGCUCCAUCGGUGUCAGAGGGCAGAGACGUCGGAGUGACUCCGGGCCAGAGAGGAGUGCUGGAGUGUGAGGCGGACGCGGUGCCGGAGGCAGACUUCGAGUGGUACAAAGAUGACAGAAGGAUCUUCAGUGGCUUGGAUGGCGUGGAGAUCCUGAACUCUGGAUCGCUGUCUAAGCUGAUGUUUUAUAACGUGUCUGAUGGAGAUUAUGGCAACUACACUUGUAUCGCUAUUAACAGCAUCGGGAGCUCGAACACAAGCUUUCUCCUGUUUGUGGUAAUUGAACCCACUAGCUCAACGCUAUUGCAAGGACCGAGAGCAGUCCAGGACGGCAGCGGCGGAGCGUCAGGGAUCCACUCACACAGCUGGCUCCUCUUCAUAGUGUUUCUGCCGUUCCUGCUUCGAUUUUGAAGACGAGUGGAUUUGAUCAAGACGUCUGUGUGUCUGUGUGUGUCUGUGAGUGGGUGUAUGAGCGAGUGGAUGGUUUUUCUUUUCAACCUGAACCAUAAACUGAUGCACGGACAGUGCAUUGAGUCCCCUGAUUAUGUUGACCCACUAAAGAAGUCAAUAACAAACAUGUUUAUUUUGGGUUUUUAGAUCCCUAAGGUGUAACGAAUUCUUCACAUUUAACUGGAUUGUGUUUGAUAUUUCCCUCUAAAUGACAUUAUUCUGAAUUCUCUCUUUAUUUGGAAAAAAAAAAAAUCAUGUUCUAAAUGUGGUAUCUUUUAUCCGGUUGAGUUGUGUUUAAGUUUCGACCACAUUGCAUAUUCAUGUUGACUCCAGUUAAAGGCAAUUUACAGCAAGUAUGCGAGGUGAAUGUUAAAUACCUCAAAGUCAAACAGAGACGUUUAGCAGAGAGAAUCUAGGUUACCCAGAGGCUGAAAGUCUGAUAUUAUCAUAUUUUAAUGUAAAAUAAUUAUCAUUCAGUCUGGUUGUUUGAAGCAGAAUUGUUUUUGACCUUUAAGUAUUUUCUUUCUCAGCGAUAGAGUGAUAUAAUUACAGUUGUGUUCAGCUAAUUUCUGAUUUUAUUUUUCAAUCAUGUUUAGUUUUAAAUAAUUUUCAGAAGGCAAAGUUGUAAUUAUUUAGGGUGAUAUCCUAGUGUCAUGUCUUUGUUGUUUAUUUUUCUUGACCACACAAGUUGUACACUAAAUUGUGUCAUGAAUAAUUAUGUUUUAAUUAAACGGUUUAACACGAAGGAGGAUUUUUACUCCACUUUUGUGGAGAUGACAUUUGAUUUAAGUUAUGCAGAUUGUUUUAAUGCUGAUGAUAUGUGUUUCAAAACCAUGCCAUUCCUAAUAGCGUGUCCUAACAGCGUGCAGUGACAGUGAGCCUCAGCAGCAAAAUCAGCUCAAUCAGUGUUUCCUGUUGAAGGGUCAUAACAGCCUGCAGGCAAAGUGGCGUAAAGCAUUCGUGAUGGACUGGCAUAAAAAACUGCCCCUUUUUUAUGGAAACCAACAUACACUUUAAUAACAAGCUUGACCUGAAACCGUACACACUGAGAGGAUUAAGAAAAUAACAGCAUACAAUAACAUAAUCACUACAGCGGCACAUGACAAAUUACCUAUAAAAGAAAAUAAAAGCUGUAUUUUUUAUUCCACUGAAAACCUAUAAAAAACUAUCCAUAUGCAACUGCAAACCAAAUCACAAUAAUACCUUUAAAAUGUAAAAGAGAGAAGCCUGAAAUCAGCUGACUGGUGUGGCCCUCUCUCACCCUCACUCACUCUCUGACAGCUGUCCGUCUCAGUCUUCAGCACCAUGGACAGCGCCGCAUUCACACUCACUUUGAACAUGAUUUUGAAAGUAAAAGCUUGAAACAACGAUGCAUCCACCUUCAAACAUAAAAAAGGACCACUCAUUUUUUAUCCUGAUGUUUCAACUAUCAUCAUUAAACUCAUCAAUCCUAUAAAUAACAGAGCAGACAAGAGACAGGGUUAACCCUUAGAGCUCAGAGCUAUUUUUUCACCAUCACUUCUCAUCUAGACUUUUUUGACUUAAAAAGCUUGUAAAACAUCAACCCUGUGGUGCACAGUCAAGCUCUAUGCCUCUUUUUUUUCCAGGACAACCUGGGCUGUAAGAUUAUAUCCACUGUAGUAUUGUCACUCGAAUUUUGAAAAAGUUAUCAGGCUCCAAAGACAAAAUAAAAAAAAACAAAAAAAAAAAACAAAUUGGAAUUUGAAACUCAAAGACUUGUAUGGAUAACUCAAAGUAAACAAUAGUGACAAAGA